Lontra canadensis (Northern American river otter) is the source of this 2142-nucleotide messenger RNA. RefSeq names its product A-kinase anchoring protein 8 like (gene AKAP8L). Bases 119 to 2068 code for a protein of 649 amino acids. Lineage: Eukaryota; Metazoa; Chordata; Mammalia; Carnivora; Mustelidae. The transcript is spliced from 14 exons. Gene Ontology annotation, molecular function: DNA binding; protein kinase A regulatory subunit binding. The record is from RefSeq and is a predicted model, not a curated record. Gene Ontology annotation, cellular component: nuclear matrix; nucleus.
GGGCCGGGAGGUGGGGUUCGGUUGUGUUAGAAGGGGCCCGGGGGAUUGUCGCCGCUAUCCCGGCGUUGGACUUGUAGGACAGCUGCGUGGGUCCUCGGGUGCUGUGUUCGCUGCUGCCAUGAGCUAUACAGGCUUUGUCCAGGGAUCUGAAACCACUUUGCAGUCGACAUACUCAGACACGAGCGCUCAGCCCACCUGUGAUUAUGGGUAUGGAACUUGGAACUCUGGGACAAACAGAGGCUACGAGAACUAUGGCUAUGGCUAUGGCUAUGGCCAGGAUAACACCACCAACUAUGGGUAUGGUAUGGCCACUUCAAACUCUUGGGAAAUGCCUAGCUCUGACACAAAUGCAAACCCUAGUGCUGCGGGUAGCGCCAGUGCCGAUUCCGUUUUGUCCAGAAUUAACCAGCGCCUAGAUAUGGUGCCACACUUGGAGACAGACGUGAUGCAAGGAGGCGUGUACGGCUCAGGUGGAGAAAGAUAUGAUUCCUAUGAGGCCUGUGACUCGAGGGCCAUUCUGAGCGAGCGCGACCUAUACCGGUCAGGCUACGACUAUGGCGAACUUGACCCCGAGAUGGAAAUGGCCUACGAGGGCCAAUACGAUGCCUACCGCGACCAGUUCCGCAUGCGUGGCAGCGACACCUUUGGCCCACGGGCUCAGGGCUGGGCCCGGGACUCCAGGAGUGGCCGGCCGAUGGCCUCGGGCUAUGGGCGCAUGUGGGAAGACCCCAUGGGGGCCCGGGGCCAGUGCAUGCCUGGUGCCUCCCGGCUGCCCUCCCUCUUCUCUCAGAACAUCAUCCCCGAGUACAGCAUGUUCCAGGGCAUGCGUGGCGGGGGCGCCUUCCCAGGUGGCUCCCGCUUUGGCUUCGGUUUUGGCAAUGGCAUGAAGCAGAUGAGGCGGACCUGGAAGACCUGGACCACGGCUGACUUCCGGACCAAGAAGAAGAAGAGAAAGCAGUGCGGCAGUCCCGAUGAACCAGACAGCAAAGCCACCCGGACGGACUGCUCAGACAACAGUGAUUCAGACAAUGAUGAGGGCACUGAGGGGGAGGCCGCAGAGGGCACUGAAGGCGCCGAGGCUGUGGAGAAGGGCUCCAGAGCAGAAGGAGAAGAUGAAGAGGGAAAAGAAGAAGGCAAAGAAGAAGGCAAAGAGGAUGCAGAGAAGGGGGCCCUGAGCACCCAGGAUGAUAGUGGGCAGAUCAAGCGCAAGUUGCAGGCAGGCAAGAAGAGCCAGGACAAGCAGAAAAAGCGGCAGCGAGACCGCAUGGUGGAAAGGAUCCAGUUUGUGUGCUCUCUCUGCAAAUACCGGACCUUCUACGAGGAGGAGAUGGCCAGCCACCUCGAUAGCAAGUUCCACAAGGAGCACUUUAAAUACGUAGGCACCAAGCUUCCCAAGCAGACAGCUGACUUUCUGCAGGAGUAUGUUGCCAAUAAAACCAAGAAGACAGAGGAACUCCGGAAAACCGUGGAGGACCUUGAUGGUCUGAUUCAGCAGAUCUACAGAGACCAGGAUCUUACCCAAGAAAUUGCCAUGGAGCAUUUUGUGAAGAAAGUAGAGGCAGCGCACUGUGCAGCCUGUGACCUCUUCAUUCCCAUGCAGUUUGGGAUCAUUCAGAAGCACCUCAAGACCAUGGAUCACAACCGCAACCGCAGGCUCAUGAUGGAGCAGUCCAAGAAGUCCUCGCUCAUGGUGGCUCGCAGCAUCCUCAACAACAAAAUCAUCAGCAAGAAGCUGGAACGCUACCUGAAGGGUGAAAACCCGUUCACUGAUAGCCCCGAGGAGGAGAAGGAACAGGAGGAGGCCGAGGGCGGCGCCCUGGACGAGGGAGCGCUGGUCGAAGCGGCAGGGGGCGCCGAGGGUGCAGAUGGCGCGCCGGCGCAGCCCCCUGUGCCCCCGGAGCCAGCGCCGGAGGCCGCGUCCCCACCACCGCCACCGCCGCCCCCAGAAGAGGAGGAGGAGGAGGCCGUGCCCCUGCUGGGCGGGGCGCUUCAGCGCCAGAUCCGCGGUAUCCCGGGCCUCGACGUGGAGGCCGACGACGACGAGGAGGGUGGCGGGGGCGCACCGUAACCCGGGCCCCAGGCGGGCAGGACCCGCGUGGCCAAAGCUGGAAACCGGGCCUAAUAAAGCUCUUCCCAUCCCAC